Molecule: messenger RNA, 618 nt
Organism: Fusarium verticillioides 7600
Lineage: Eukaryota; Fungi; Ascomycota; Sordariomycetes; Hypocreales; Nectriaceae
Exons: 1
Coding region: 1-618 (205 amino acids)
Source: RefSeq, a predicted model, not a curated record
AUGCCAAUUUCAGGGGCAGCUGGCACUGAGGGCGCAAAUAACGCACGACGGGCUAUACAAGACCAGAAGAAGAGUACGAUCUCACUCCCGAUUGCUUCCAACUCGCUUAGACCUUAUGUCAAGAAAGAGGCCAGAAGCCGUUUGGGCACAAAGUUCCUGAAAGGUUGUACGGCUGAGAAAAACCGAAGCGAAGACGUUAGGCCGAAGUCCAUUCUUGUCCAUCUAUACGCACGGGUGGAAUCACCGCGUUCCGGCAUGGAUUCUGACUUGGAGGCGUUCAGCCGUUAUCCAGCAGAUGGUAGCUCUGCAGCACCGCCAGGUCGGACAGCCGCAAAAACCAAUUAUCUGAAUGAGCGGUUCCAAUCCCCAGCAGCUAUCAGGGGGGACCAGACUCAUCAAUUUCACCGACCCAGAGAAGGCGAUGGCAAAGUUAUGGAAGGUUCUCAGCAAAAUGAAGGUCUUCGAGGAGUGGGAGGCGUACCAGGUGUAUGGUGUCAGGGUCAAGGACAAUGGCAAAUGCGACUAUUUUACACCCCCUGCGCCACCUACUUCCUAACUGCUCAACACCAGCUUACGACACCAUGGCCUGGUAACUGUCUGUUACUUGAGGUUACCUGA